This is a messenger RNA of Miniopterus natalensis, 4398 nucleotides long. RefSeq names its product EF-hand calcium binding domain 8 (gene EFCAB8). The record is from RefSeq and is a predicted model, not a curated record. NCBI's taxonomy places the organism in Eukaryota, Metazoa, Chordata, Mammalia, Chiroptera, Miniopteridae. Gene Ontology annotation, molecular function: protein binding.
GGGGCAUCACUCUUCCCUCGCCAUUCCCCCUGCCAUCCUAGAGGCACCCUCUCCAUUCCUGCUGGUGGGACUUGCUAAAGAGGUGAACUCACUGUCUUCCAUCUUCUGUGGAGGUGCCACUGACCCAGUGGAAACAUGUCGUUUAUAUUCUCAGAGCAGAGCUCCAGGGAACAGACCUCUCCUACACACUCUCCCCUAACACUUUGCUACUGUGCAAGGGGAUCUGUCACCUCUCUCUCGAAGUCCUGUCUCUGAGGGCAGCAGAGGGCGGGUGCGGGGUGUAGGAAGUGGAAGGUCAGAAGCCCGGCCUGCUUCCCCUCUGGCGCAUGUCUUUGACCCUUUGGACACAGGCCUGCCACUGGACCUUGUUUUUGUAAUCUGUGAAUUGUAGUCGGGCCACCUCAUGGCCUCCUAAGCCUUUCCUAAUUCUGUAAAAUAGGUGACCCCUUUUAGGAAGUCCCUGGCAUUAAGCCAGGAGUAUGGUAACUUGAGAAGCCCCAGGGUUUCAGUAGGACAACCCUUUUCCAUCAGGGGAAAGAAAACUCAGGUGUAAGCUUGGAAAAGCUUCCUGCCGGAGCAGCCCCUGCAGGAAAAGGGAUGCUCACCUAGUGCAUGCUGGGGUGUCCGUGGACAUGGCGCAGCCACCCCUUGCCUUGACCCUGACUUCCUUUCCCCCUUCCUGCGACCCAACUACGCCAGCCUCCCACAGGGCCCUUACAAAGACGAGUUAAAGUGACGAUGGUUCCCUAUUCCAGGUCAAGGCCAGUAUCUUCUGAGGACUUAGAAGAGAGUCCUCAACCUCAAGAGUUGUCCCCCCUAAAUAGAUCCCUGGCACCAUCCGUCACCCUUAGCCAGAUAUCUGACUUCCAAAAUGAGUCUCAGCUGUUCACGGAGCUACACCUGGCCAUAAUGGAGAAAAUAUUUGAGGACAACGUAAACUCGACUGGAGCCCUGGACAAGGUGGCUUUCAUUAAAGCCAUGAAGGGGAAUCUGAGCACUGUGUCAGAGAAGAUGCUAGAGGCGCUGUUUUUGAAGGUGGACAUACACUGUAAUGGCUUCAUCACCUGGUCGCACUGUGUGGAUUAUAUGAUGCGUGAGUUCCAGGGAAAGGAGCUGAUGAGGAAGAACCAGUACCACCUGCGCUUCCACCUGCCCAUGAGGAUCAUCCCCCUGAAUCAUGGGUGCGAGGUUGUGAAAGUGGAGUUUUUAAUCCAGCGGUUCAAGAAGAUUGGGAAUUUCCUGACUGUCACCAAGGACGGGAUCCUGCAGUUCUGGUCGGAGUCCUUCUCUCUGAUCAGCUCCUUUAGGCUUAACCAGAUCCAGCCGUUCCAAAACCAGCAGAUGUGGGUCAUCGACAUGGUGUGUCUCCACAACAUGAACCUAGUUGCGAUUGCAUCCACUGACCAGAAGAUAGAGUUCUUUGAUGUUAGUAAUCAUAAAUGUGUCCGGGCCUUCACCUUCAUUGACCUGGACAGCUGCGCCCUGGUUAUGGACUACUGGUCUGACUACCACAAAGGUGUGUUCUGCUUCGGAGACACCAAAGGCAACGUCAUCAUCUUCACCUCCAACAAUGUGGCCAAUGGGCUGUUCAACCCCCGAAUCCUCCCCAGGACCUCCAAGUGGGAUCAUUGGAUCAGUGUUUCCAUGAAGAAGCUCUUAAAUGAGGAGUCUCCUUUAUAUAGAAGUUACCAACUGAAGGCUCUCCAUCACAACUGGUGUCAACAGGUCAGGUUCAUUCCCCAUAUGAACCUGGUGGCCUCCUGUUCAGCCAUCAAAAAGUCCUCUCUGGUGCUGACAAUAUUGCCAUCCAAAGCCUCUGAGAACCCCAGGUUUUCGGUGCUGAAUUUAAGAAAAGGAAUUCUUUGCUUUGAUUACUGCCCAGAAAAGAACUUCCUGGUGACCGGUGGCUAUGACCCCCUCAUCCGCCUGUGGAACCCCUUCUUCUCGAAAAAGCCUGUGUGGCUGAUGAAGGGGCAUCAGACCUCGGUGACGCACAUCCUCGUGAACGGCAAGAACAGCAGCAUCCUCCUCAGCAUCUCCAAGGACAAGAAUAUCCGCGUGUGGGACUUGCAGGAAUGCAUAUGCCUCCAGUCCUUCUGUGGGAAGCUUUUUGCCCUGGGAAACUGCCCCAUCACUAGCGCCUACUUCCAGAUGAGCGACCACACCCUCAUCUGCAGCACCUACUCAAUUGGGAUCCUAAAAGGGUACAUGGAGACCGAGAGGCCUGGGGAACCUGGGGAGAAGACCACUACUUACAGCUUGCCCCUGUGUGCUGUCCUCUACAGCAAGAUUUUUAAGCAGGUGGUGAGCGGCCUUGUGAGUGGCAUGGUGAGUGUGUGGGAGAUCGUGACAGGCAAGAGGAUGAUGGAGUUCUCUGUGACUCGUGACCAGCAAGUGGAGCUUACUGCCAUGUCCCUGGAUGAGUCCGAGCGGUGCCUGCUCACGGGUUUGCGUGACGGAACCAUAAAGAUGUGGAACUACAGCACUGGCGAGUCCCUGCUGAGCUUUCCCAACCCGGACAAGCUGGAGAUUAGCGGGAUCAUCCAUAUGAAUAAAGUGUUCUAUGUGACCGGGUGGAAUAAGAGAAUCACUUGUUUCAUGUUCCACAAGACCAAGCCGGCGCUCUUGUGCCACCACUGGCAGACCUUCCACACGGAGGAUAUCCUGAGUGUGGCCAAGUACCAGAACCAGUUCCUCGGGACCGCCUCCUACAACGGGGACAUUCUCUUCUGGAACGUCAAUGUGUUCAAGCCCGUCCUCAAAUUCAACGCCUCUGAGAGCCCCUUACCCUUGCUGCCUAAGAAGGUACAAGCAGAGGACUGCUCGUUUGAAAGCCUCAGACCCAGCAAGGCCCGUGUGGAGCCAAAGAAAUGGGCACGCAAAACCUUCGUGCAGCCUCUGGGCCCCAGCACCAAGAUUGUGGCCAAUGCCAUCCUGAGGCAGAACCUAAUGUCAGCCCCGCCUGUGAUGAGACACCCCAGUGACCAGGAGCCAGAUGAGCCUGUGCCCCUGCAGAAGUAUUACAGCGCUGGCAGUCUCAAGCUGUUGAGAAUGUACUAUGGCAGACAGUCACUCCUCCAAGAGACGGAAAGGAAAAACGGAGAGCUGCAGAAGAAGCAGUUCCUGCAGUCUAACGCAUCGGUGGAGAAGAUUAUCUUCCUGCAGAGCAGGCCACGCCUGCCGCAGACGGCCGCCCUGCUGAGCAGCUGCAUCGACGGCCACAUCUAUGCCUGGUCCAUCCACGGGAACGGCGGCCUGCUGGGGAAGUUCCCCGUGGACUCCAAAGACCCCGGGGACGUGGUCGUGGGCGCCAUGGCCACUGACGAAAAUGACUGCAUCCUUGUCACAGGGGAUAGUAAAGGGCACAUCAAGAUCUGGGACAUUAAGGAUUACUGCGUAGUCACCAGCAGGUGGUCAUCUCAAUCCAGUGGAUCAAACAAGCUCCAGUUCUUAACUCCUAAACAGAGCGAGGUCAGCCACUCAUACAGCAUCCUCUUGGAGGAGAAAGAGGUCGUGGCUGGCAAGACCAUUUUCCUGGCUCCCCCCAAGCUUCUGAUGAGCUGGAAUGGCCAUUUGGAUAGUGUGGCAGACAUCCUGUAUGUGGACAGCUACCAGCUGGUGAUCAGCGCUGGCCAGGACCAGGAUGUCAAGGCUUGGAGACUCUCUGGCGAUGCCAUUGGUACAUUUGGCCUGAGUGUUUGGAACAGGCUGCAGGAUGCCCAGAUGCUUGGAGAUCAUGAGCUACAUCCAAGCUUAAGGAAAAAGAUUCCCUCCAUACACGCCUCCAGGAAGGCUCAUUCAGAGCUGCAGGAGGAGCGGGACCUUGCUGAGGCCCUGGUGUACCAGCGGCGGGAGCAGGUGGCACUCUUGGCCCUCCUGAAUGGGAAGGCAGACACAGAGGCCGAAGCCUGGGCCAAGCUGCAGAAGAUAACCCUGAUGUCCCCAUGGGCUGGAGAGCGCUCGCUAGAAGAUAUUGAGAACAGCUGGCACAAGUGGGAGUCCAAGGACAAGCAGGUGAGCAAAGUCCUGGGAGCAGCGUACAAGCCCAAGGAGCGGUCACGGAGUCCUGGACUCCUGUCCACCAAUGUGCAGUAUGGCUUGAUGAAGCACCAGAUCUCACCUCAGAUCUACCAAAGCCUGUACUUCAACGAGCUGGCACCCACCAACCAGCAUGACUUCAUGAUGCACAAGGUCCUGGACGAGCAGGGCUGGCUUAUCCUCCUGGAGGCCCAUAAUACCUCGAAGGACCUGCAGCCCGGCAGGCAGACGGCCACCAUGCCCCCUGCCAUCCCCUCCCCUGCCUCCGUGUUCUCCUUGUCAGCCUCGGGCUCUGGGCUCCAGGCCAGUAAGCUCACCCCCCCGGGGCUCCGGUCCUCCCUUUCCCUGCAGCGGCCCUAG